Molecule: messenger RNA, 2129 nt
Organism: Ostrea edulis (European flat oyster)
Lineage: Eukaryota; Metazoa; Mollusca; Bivalvia; Ostreida; Ostreidae
Product: interleukin enhancer-binding factor 2-like
Exons: 15
Coding region: 121-1287 (388 amino acids)
Source: RefSeq, a predicted model, not a curated record
GUACCUACGUUCGGGAUCGGCAUUCCUUUUUUACUCUUCUCGUGCACAUGCGUGCAAUGUAUAUUCGGCGAUAAAAGCAUUGGGCAUCCGGCGUCAACAAUCAACCGUUCAACGAAACAAAUGAUGAGGAAUAUGAGAGGAAGGGGCGGACCUAUGAGGGGUGGACUGAUGCGACCGCUGGCACCCAUGGGAGGGCCUUUCAAGCCUGGACCACCAUUCAGAGCCUUUAUUCCUCAUAUUCCAUUUGAUCUUGUACAGUGCGAAUCCACAUUUCCAAAGACGAAAACUACCUCAGAUGAAAAAGUGUUUACAGAUUGUCUGCUGAAGAGAAACAAUGACAUGACCCCAUCCUCUCAGGAGCAGGCCUCCAUCCUGGCUCUGGUCACGAAGAUACAGGGGGUCAUGGACAGUUUGGUCCUCACCCCAAGCUCAUUUGAACCAGCGCAAAUUGAAGAAGUGCGACAGGUGGGGUCCUUUAAGAAAGGGACGAUGAUGACGGGGAACAAUGUGGCGGACAUCGUGGUGAUGCUGAAGACGCUUCCUACAAAGGAAGCUGUAGCUGUCCUGGGUAACAAAAUCGUAGAGGAUCUCCGGACACAGGACCCUGAUGAAGUGCUCACUAUGCUCACAAAUGACACGGGAUUUGAGAUCAGUUCAUCAGACGCCACGGUCAAAUGUCUCAUCACUACCAUCCCCCCCAAUCUAAAGAAACUCGACCCCGAGUUACAUUUGGAUGGUAAGGUCAUGCAGAGCCAUCUAGCGGCCAUCCGUCACGCUCGCUGGUUUGAGGAGAACGCAUUUCAUUCGAGUAUAAAAGUCCUGAUUCGACUCCUGAGGGAUUUGAAGAAUAGAUUUAAGGGAUUUGAACCUCUGACUUCAUGGAUCAUCGACCUCCUGUCUCACUAUGCCAUCAUGAAUAAUCCCACGCGACAACCACUGACCAUCAACAUCGCCUUCAAGAGAUGUCUGCAGUUAUUGGCUGCUGGUUUCUUUCUCCCGGGGUCGGUGGGAAUCACAGAUCCUUGUGAACAAGGGACGGUCAGAGUUCACACCGUGAUGACACUUGAACAGCAGGACAUGGUGUGCUUUACAGCCCAGACGCUGCUCCGAGUCCUGACCCAUGGAGGAUUUAAACAGAUCCUAGGCAUGGAAGGAAAUUCAAGUAUCGCCACAGAGAUGAGUGUAUGGGAGGGGGUGGUGGUCACGCCCUCAGAUAAAGCGUACGAAAAACCGGAGAAACGGGAGGGAGAGGACGAGGAUGAAGACGGCGACAUGGAAACGCAAUGAUCACCAUAGCAACAAUGCCAUCAAAAUGUGCCCUAUAUAAAAGGUCGAGUACUAGAAACUGCAGAAGAAAUGAAUAUUUAACAGCGAGGACAACAGCUGGAGAAAUGAAUGUUUUACUAACAGAUCAGCUGAUACAAAAACAGACUGAAAAAAGAGGGUGUGUUGUGGAGAGAGAGAGAGAGAGAGAGAGAGAGAAUGGUGUCAGUUUAGGGAGUUUUUUAUGCGUUUUUUUAAUUUUUGUAAUUAUUUUUAGCUACAUUAGCCAUGUGUUCAUAUUUCCAUUUUGUGACAGUAUUUUUGUCAGAAUUAUUGGGUGACUCUCGAUGAACGAACAAUACAGAAAUCGUUAUAUUGAUUGGAUAGAAACUCCACAUCUCUUGUGGAGUACAUACAACCCAGUUCUUCAUAUUCAGUUCAUCAAUUCAUCAUAAGCAGGGAAUGAAGAUCGUUAUAAGCAGGGAAUGAAGAUCGUUAUAAGAAGUAAUUCGUUAUAAGUAGUAAUUCGUUAUAAACAGUAAUUCGUUAUAAGUAGUAAUUCGUUAUAAGCAGCAAUUCUUUAUAAGUAGUAAUUCGUUAUAAGCAGCAAUUCUUUAUAAGUAUCAAUUUGUUUUAAGCAGUAAUUCGUUAUAAGCAAUAUGUUGGUUGAUGUACAUAAGAUAUGAUUAACUCAACAUAUGACUGUAUGUGAAAGUUCUUGCAAAAGGCAGCUGGUUUGAGAAAACACAAGAAUUGAAUUUUUUGAAUUUGAAUUUUAUAUAAAUUCAAGUUAAUAAGAUCAUGCUUCUUUUGAUUUAAAUGUACAUGUAUUAACAAUAUAAUUUGAUUAAAUGCUUCAAACAUAA